Molecule: messenger RNA, 727 nt
Organism: Panicum virgatum (switchgrass)
Lineage: Eukaryota; Viridiplantae; Streptophyta; Magnoliopsida; Poales; Poaceae
Product: protein PELPK1-like
Exons: 1
Coding region: 68-400 (110 amino acids)
Source: RefSeq, a predicted model, not a curated record
UUAUCAUCCAUCCCCACAGGCCACAGAUCAAACACCUAGCUCAAACUCUGAUCACGAGUCAUCGAGUAUGGCCUCGAGAACCACCGCCGUGACCUCCCUCGCGCUCCUCGCGCUGCUCCUCUCGUGCGCCGUCACGACGAGCAGCGCGGCGCGGAGGCUGGAGGAAGAAGCGGCGCCCAAGGAGGCGGAGCCGGAGUUCCCGCCGCACCUGACCGUGCCGGUGCCGGAGCACGAGCUGCCCCCGCUGCCCAAGGUCGAGCUGCCGCCGCUCCCGGAGGCGCACCUGCCGCCCAAGCCGGAGCUGCCGCCGCUCCCGAAGGUCGAGCUGCCGCCCAAGCCCGAGCUGCCCGCCAUUCCCGAGUUCCACUUCCCGGAGCCGGAGGCGGCUAAUAAGCCAUGAUGAUGCAGCACGAUCACUCGAUCGAACAGGGCUGCGCCUGCACCCUAGAGCAUUUAUGCCCCCCACCCAUCACUAGCUACUCCGCUGGUUUGUGGUGUCGUGAAGUGUCACUCGUGGCGUGUCCCCUAGCUCGUGCGCACCUGUACUGCAUGGUGUGUUGCCUUGCCCCAUGUGUGUUCUUGCAUCGGUUCUUGUUUCCUUGCGUGGUUUCCAUUUCUCUAAGCGCGUACUCUUCGUGUAUAUAAAAUAUAGCUUUGUUGAUUACAUGUACAUCAUGGAUUCACGCCUACAAAUAAAUAAAUAAAUAAUUUGAUUUGCAGAAAACAA